Procambarus clarkii (red swamp crayfish) is the source of this 3078-nucleotide messenger RNA. RefSeq lists its product as uncharacterized. Lineage: Eukaryota; Metazoa; Arthropoda; Malacostraca; Decapoda; Cambaridae. The record is from RefSeq and is a predicted model, not a curated record.
UGGCCGUGAUUGGUUCAUACUCACCUGGCGCAGGAGACCCGGUGUGCGCAGAGUUGGUCAGUCGUGUUGUGACCGUUGGUGUAGUAACACGUCUCAUGAUGAAGCUCUCAGUGUCAUGCUGGACCCUGGUCCUCGUGGCGGCUGUCAAUGCUGCCCCAAACUCGCCAGUGGUGGUGAGUGCCCCGGAAGACGUGACCAGCCACAACUUGACAGUUCCAACUGCCCGUGACCACGGCGUGUCCGAGGACGCCAGCAAGACCAACAAGCAGGAGAAUGACUACCUCGAUGAUUCUGACUAUAGUGAAGACGACACUGAAGACGUCUCGGGAGCGUUCGAGAGCGACAUCGACGAGACCUACACGAACAUGAAGCGUCGUUUGAUCGAGGACAACAACCGCCUGCAACACGACCUGCUGUUGAUCCGUCGCCUGAUGGGUCUCCUGCCCUUCGCUGGGAGGUCCGGCGGGUCCUCCUUCUCCCUGUGGGGCUUCCCCAGCUACGGGACCCCGACCAACGACACCGACGACGCCGACUACCCGACCUCAGAGAACGGUUCCGUGUUGUUAGUUCCGGUGGGCGACUUCGACUUCCCGACCUUUGGCUUUGGCUUGGACCGUCCGCUCUUCUCUAACUUCCCGGACUUGCCGGUGCCGCCCACCUUCCCCAACGUGGACGACCUGCCGGACAACUACGACAACUCCACCCAUGAAGUCCACGUGGUCAACGGUACUCGCAUCGAGGUCAACACCACCACCAACAAGGAGUCUGAAGAUGGCUUCAAGACCUUCUUCCACACCGAGGUGAUCGCCAUCCGUCCUGAAGACGACCACAACACCACAACCACACAGACGGAGGAAGGCACCAAGGCGACCCGCCCGACGGAGAACGGGAAACCGACGGUCCCGGAGGUAGAAAACGAGGCUGGCUCAUCAGGGGUAACUCUCCCACCAGUGCCGGAGGUGAAUACCAGUACCACCACCAGUACUAGUGGCAUCUUCCUUUGGUCGCCAGCGGUGUUCAAGGUAUGGAACAGCUUUGACGGAGCUCCAGCAGUACCACCUCAUAGUCCCAUUGGAGCCAAUGAUCCUAUCACCGAAGACCCAAUGAUAGCAGAGUAUUACAACUACUUUGAGGAUCCGUAUGAAGACCUGUACCCACUGGACUACGGCUCUGGUGAUUACACCUUGGGAACACCUGACGACGACGACGACGAUACACAGUCCUUCAAAAACAUGGAGAUUUACCUGCGCCAGGAACAGGACUUCAUGUUGUUGAAGCGACUAAUGGGUUAUCUUCUCAACACUAACAGAAACGGUAUUCCCUCUUUCGUCUACAAUGACUUAAACUACCCAGAAUCAUCUGAAGGCAAUUCUGAUGACACAUUGUCUCUAGAAGACCGGCCAAUCUUCUUCAACUUCCUAAAAUUUGCGGUAACACCCAACAUACCUAACGUGGACGACCUCCCAGACAACUACUACAACUCCACCCACAAUGUCCAUGUGGUCAACGGCACUCGUGUAGAGGUCAACACCACCACUAACAAGGAGUCUGAAGAUGGCUUCAAGUCCUUCUUCCACCAUGAGGUGAUUGCCAUCCACCCAGAAGAUGACCAGUACAAUGUCACAACCUCACAGACUGAGAAUCGCGGAGAGAAGAAGCCAGCGAAAGAUGAGGAGCUGCCAACACUGCCCGAGGUGGAGAAUGAGUCUGGCUCCCCAAGUUUAGCACGCCAUUUUGUUCCGCUAGAUGAGACUGAAACUAGCACCCAAGGAGACGUUUACCCCUCUAUACUGCCAGUAGAUGGCGAGGUGGUCACCACUGAGGACAUGGAUACCAAGAGAGUAGUGAGAGUACCUCGCAGGGCUGACGAUGAUGCUGAGGAAGUAGAGGUGGACGAUGACCAACAGCCCCCUCCAGACCUCAGUAAGGACACACGGGUUAAUCACUUGAACAAGGACCACCAGGGACUUGUCAAGGUCGACCCAAAUGCCGAGAUCUUCAAUCUAACCCUCGUCUUAGAAGAGGACAGGAAGAAUGCUGAUGAUAAAUAGACUUUGCAGCAAACAAUGUUAUUUUGACAAAUAUUACGCAAUAACGUUAACAAUGUUGUGGUGCAUUUUGGUACAUUGUUUGUUGGAAGCCAACUUUUAUGUUCAGGAAAUUUACAGUAAAGUUUGCACAUUGGAGACCAUAGUUGCCUUAGUUUUGGUUCAUUAAUAGAUGGGAUUUUGAAAUCUUUUCUUUAUUUAUAUAUAUUCAGGAGUUCUUACAUGCUUGUGAAGCCACUAGCACGCAUAGCUUUUUGGGCAGGUAAUCCUAAUCCUAAAUUGCCUUAAUCCUAAAUUUCCCCGGAAUACGAUUCGCCAAAAUCUUUUAACAACCAGGGACUCGUUCACUGCUGGAUGAACAGAGGCUACAGUUAAGGAUUGGCACGCGGUUAAUCCUCCCCGACCAGCUCUCACAGCUAGUGUGAAGGUGGGUGGAGGGGGGGCGUGAAGAAGUUCUGAACAUACAAGGGACAAAGGAAUUGUGAAAUGUAUAGUAAAGGAAAAUAGAUGUAGCUUUGAUUUCCAGGAAAAAGAAGGUAGUUAUGCAACUGUAUAACUCUCUGGUGCAAAAUUCAGAUAGCUAGAAAAGUUAGUCUUGGCAAGCUAGUUACACGGUUUAACACACCCGGGAGUGGCAAAGAUGAGGCUUCUUAAAGUGGGGUAAUUGGGCUGACCCCAACCUGCCCAUGACAAUCCCCUGUCACCCAUCAGUCACCCUGCCACGGUGGGUGAGGCUAGCCCCAAGCAUCUGGCCUACAACCUUGGACAAACUGACAUUAUAUUAUAUAAAUUAUAUAUAUAGAUAAUAAGCUCAGGAUGAAGCCUCAAAUUUCGUCGCCACGUCGAAUCAACCCAAUGGUUCCCAGGAUAUAUUUUUCUCUGGCUUCAAUACACAGUAUCUACCAUUGUUAAUAAUUGUUUGUAAUUUAUUUAACCUAAUUUCCAUGCUUAAAAUUAUACGUUUCUGGUUAAAUAAUUAUCAUUUAAUUCCAGACGUAACUUUAUUAAUUAAAUAUAUUGGUGUGUUUAA